AUGUAGCAGUCCAAUCCAAUCCUCUAGAUAAUCUCAAACAUUCUAGAUGAAAUAAUCAAAGAAACUGAUGUUCUUGAAUUAGAAUCCAAUUCUAUCUUUCAUGCUAUAACAGCACCUGCUAUCUCAAUUUACAAUUAUUUACAAAGAAUAAAUAAAUAUACACAUUGCAGUGAAUAAUGCUUUGUUAUAGCUCUUAUAUAUUUAGAUAGACUUUAAGAAAAACAUGCAAAUCUAGUAUUAAAUUCUCAUUGUAUACAUAGGUAUAUUUAUUAUUUAUAUAUAUAUCUUUUAUAGAUUUUUGCUGUUAGCAAUUGUAACUGCAAUUAAAUUUUAAGAUGAUGAUUAUUAUAAAAAUGAAUACUAUGCAAAAAUUGGUGGAAUAAAUCUUAAGGAAAUAAAUAAAUUGGAAUAAGAAUUCUUGGAAUAUAUGAAUUAUGAUUUAUUUAUUGAUGAACAAUAAUAUUAAAUCUAUGAAAAUAGAUUAUUAGAAUAUGGUGAAAUAGAAAUGCCUUGA
This is a messenger RNA of Paramecium pentaurelia, 514 nucleotides long. The record is from the annotation of a GenBank genome assembly. Lineage: Eukaryota; Ciliophora; Oligohymenophorea; Peniculida; Parameciidae.